Rhizoctonia solani is the source of this 981-nucleotide messenger RNA. RefSeq lists its product as uncharacterized. Bases 1 to 981 code for a protein of 326 amino acids. NCBI's taxonomy places the organism in Eukaryota, Fungi, Basidiomycota, Agaricomycetes, Cantharellales, Ceratobasidiaceae. The record is from RefSeq and is a predicted model, not a curated record. The transcript is spliced from 2 exons.
AUGCCGCAUAGGCCGAAACUUCCUAACCAAGCCACUCUUGCACUAAAGAACAUUGCGAUCCUCCUUCAAACUCUCCCCGAAAGACUUACUACAUUGAGAUUAACAUCGGAGAGCACUAGUAGGAAGCUAUCGUGCUCGUACGAACAGCGACAUCGGCAGAUCUUUCCACCAGGGUUCGAUAGCAUUUCAUCCAAGAGUUCCACUCAGCAGUCGCCAUACACAUUCACCUCUGAUCAACUGUAUGAUAUGCUCACGAACAACUACCACCCCGACCAGCAUAUCGAGCAUAUCAUUGUCAGAUCUGCUUCAUACUGCAAACAAACCACUGGGCCGAAACAUGAGUUUAUUGUUCUCGAGGUCGAGGACCUGAAGUCACCCGGGCUUAGGAACUUCAUUGCCCUCGACCGCAACAACGGCGAUGGCCCUAACACUUCGUUCUUUGGGAGUACACAGAGCUCUCAAUCGUUCGCGGCAAAGGACGAGUUUAGGGUUUCAUACGACGGAAAGAGAGACAAGCUCCUUGAGCAGUGCGGCCUCCACGAACACGAUCCCGUCGAGUCCAUCGUAUUUGAUCCCGGAGCGCCUCUCUUGUUAUACCAAUUGGCUGCAUUAACACGAGCAGUAUCUCAUCAACGCGACAAGUACCACGUUAUCACCGCCAACUGCUAUUGGUUUGCCGGGCUCAUCUGGGACUGUAUGACGCGGAUGCGCCCAUCGGCCUACCACAAGGAGCUCAAGGGGAACAUCCGAGGAAAGUUUCUUGGGUGGCUUCAAAACAACACCAAUAUUGCUGAACUCGAGGUGGCUUAUCAAUAUGUCCUCAAGGAGUUAAUUGAUACCGAUAACAGAAUCUCAGCUCAGAAGCAGAAAUGGGCGUAUACCUAUGAUGCGCAGCUAAAAGGUGACAUUGAAGGAUACACAAAACGGAUCCAAGAACUCGAGGCGCUACUAAAGGUUAACUCUAGCCCCGAUUGGCACUAG